Gavialis gangeticus (Gharial) is the source of this 2264-nucleotide messenger RNA. It is a transcript of the gene CDKL3, whose product is annotated as cyclin dependent kinase like 3. Gene Ontology annotation, biological process: negative regulation of axon extension; positive regulation of dendrite morphogenesis; protein phosphorylation. The transcript has 13 exons. NCBI's taxonomy places the organism in Eukaryota, Metazoa, Chordata, Crocodylia, Gavialidae. The coding region runs from base 155 to 1969 and encodes 604 amino acids. Gene Ontology annotation, cellular component: nucleus. The record is from RefSeq and is a predicted model, not a curated record. Gene Ontology annotation, molecular function: cyclin-dependent protein serine/threonine kinase activity; ATP binding.
GCUUCAGGGAGGCCCCGCCCCUUCCGCUCCACUUCCGGGUGGAACGGGAUGAGGUCUCGGCGGUUGAUGUGGCUGCCUGUUGCUGUGGUAACGGGGCCUCGUGGCGGCGCCAUGGACAGCCGCGGGGCGCAGAUAUAAAGAUUUGAACUUGAAGAUGGAAAUGUAUGACAACCUUGGAAAAGUGGGAGAAGGGAGUUAUGGAACGGUGAUAAAGUGCAAGCACAAGGAAACGGGACAGAUAGUAGCAAUUAAAAUAUUCUAUGAGAAACCAGAAAAAUCUGUCAACAAAACUGCUAUGAGAGAAAUAAAGUUUCUAAAGCAGUUUCAUCAUGAAAACCUGGUCAACCUCAUUGAAGUAUUUAGACAGAAAAAAAAAAUUCAUUUGGUGUUCGAAUUUAUUGAUCAUACAGUUUUAGAUGAGGUGCAGUGUUACAGCCAUGGAUUGGAUAAUAAAAGACUUAAAAGAUACCUCUUUCAGAUCUUUCGAGCAGUUGGGUAUCUCCACAGCAACAAUAUCAUACACCGUGAUAUCAAACCUGAGAAUGUUUUAGUGUCACAGAAUGGAAUCAUUAAACUUUGUGAUUUUGGCUUUGCUCGGACAUUGGCUGCUCCUGGUGACAUUUAUACUGAUUAUGUGGCUACGCGAUGGUACAGGGCUCCAGAACUGGUAUUAAAAGAUACUGUGUAUGGAAAACCUGUGGACAUCUGGGCUUUAGGUUGUAUGAUCAUUGAAAUGGCCACUGGGAAUCCCUAUCUGCCUAGCAGUUCUGACCUAGACCUACUUCAUAAAAUUGUGACUAAAGUAGGCAAUUUGACACCUCAUCUUCAGAGUGUUUUUAUAAAGAACCCAGUUUUUUCAGGGGUGGUCCUCCCUGAAGUCCAGCACCCAAAAAAUGCAAGGAAAAAGUACCCCAAACUUGGUGCAUUACUGGCAGAUAUGGUUCAUGCAUGCUUACAAAUAGAUCCAGCUGAUAGGAUCUCAUCAACAGAUCUGCUGCAGCAUGACUAUUUUACUAGAGAUGGAUUUAUUGAAAAAUUCUUAGCAGAAUUGAAAGCCAAAUUAUUACAAGAAGUCAAAUUAAAUUCUCCGUCAAAACUCAGAGAGAAUAAUAAAGAGACUGAACUGAUAAAAGAUGAUGUUCAUUUCAUGGAGAAUGGUCCAGUGGUUGUGAAGUAUCUUUUCCAGGAUAUUGAAAAGGACAAAAAACCCAAGGGUGUAAAGGUAAAGGGUGCUAAGGUGAAAGGAAGGAAACAGGAGAUUCCAGAGAUGAAAAAGACUGAUCAAGAAGAUGCAAUGACUCAGUGGACCGAUUCCUCACAGAUUCCUCUGAGUUUCCCUCAAGAGAGUAAACCUAUGAUUGCUGAUGCAACAGCUAGUAAUGAUCCUAGCAUCAUGAAGGAAGAUCCUUCACCUGUGGUGCUUUGUGCAACAAUGCCUCGCAUCAAUCCAGUAUGUGGGAACCUUAUUGCUGCAAACUUCAAUUCACACUUCCCCCAUUCCAAUACAAGGACAUUCAGCACUGGACUGACGAAUUAUUUUGUAUAUAAAACUACUGAUUUGAAUAGGCUUCCUGAAAAAGCAAAGAAAAGGAGGAGCCCUUGGCAGCCAAUGGGACAGACUGGUCCAAACACCAGGCAAGAUGAUGGACCUGUGACUCAAACUCCAAUAGAAAAUGUCACGCUAUAUGAUCCAGCUUCUCAGACUGAUACAAUAGUCAACACAUACCGAAAGAAACGUAAUAUUUCUAAAUCUGAGAAAAGAGACUUUCACUUCCCAGAGCUGCCAAUAACACCACAGCAAAAGGAUCUCAAAGGAAUGGAAGUUAAACAGGUAAAAGUGUGGAAGAAGGAAUCAAGAAAAUCUGAAGUAUCUAAAAUACCAUCUUUACUAAAUGUGGAUCAGAAUCCAGAAAAGCAAGAGGUCACUGGAGCCACUAGGAAAGCUGUUAGAUCAUCACUACCUGGCUGAAUACAGGGUUACCUUUUAUUCCUUGCUUUUGUCUUUCUCCCAAACUGUUAAGACUACAAUAAACAGGAGGACUUCAGACUUCCUCAUACUGUCCAUGCAAAUCAGUAGCUUCAGCAUCUAAAAUCUGUAAAUACUGAACCAGCAAAUGCUUUCUGGGAUGCCCUUCCUCCAGUAUGUGUUGGGAGAUGAAACCACCUUAUAAGGUCCCUAAUUUUCCUUGUCUUUAUACCGCAUAGGAGACAAGUAAAAAAGAAAACUUGGCAAUAAAAUAUUUAGUGAAAAGAAACCAAACAAG